UAUUUUCUCGUGCACACGUAUACUGUUUAGUGCGCAAGUAUGCAAUUUCCAAUCUGACCGGUAUGUGUAGGAAACCGAACCGUUUGUAGCCAGGCAGCAUCUUUAACGGACAGAGAUAUAGACAUAGCUUCAAAAAGUGAUUAAAGUCGGUUAAAACUGAAUUCCGAAUCUAAACACAGUGUCAAGCAUAGUAUUUCAUUUGCUUGAGGUGUCCCUGUGCCCAAGUCAGCAUGGCAGAAGCUCACCAGGCUGUGGCUUUUCAGUUUACUGUCUCUCCUGAUGGAAUCGACUUGCAGUUGAGCCAUGAAGCUCUGCGCCAGGUCUACCUGUCAGGCCUCCACUCCUGGAAGAAGAAGUUCAUCCGCUUCAAGAAUGGCAUUAUGACUGGUGUAUACCCAGGCAGUGCCCCAGGACUGAUGUUGGUGCUUGCAGGAUACAUGGGAAGGGCAAAAUAUGCUCAAGUGGAUCCCUCCUUAGGUCUCUUCAGUAAAAUUGGCAAAUAUCUCCCAGUAAGUAAAUACAUGUCCAUGGAUAACCAGAGAAGAGUUGGGGGCAUUAUAUUGGGCACAGGGCUCUGGGUGGUCAUCAUAUUUUCCAUGAGAAGUGUGCUGAAGUGCCUGCUCUCCUGGCAUGGCUGGAUGGCUGAACGUCAUAGCUCGUUAACAUUGAAAUCACGCGCAUGGCUGUUCCUUGUGAAGAUUUUCUCUGGGAUGCAAACACCAAAUCUCUAUAGCUUCCAGACAUCGCUGCCUAAUCUACCCCUGCCCUCUGUGAAGAACACAAUGAAACAAUAUCUGGAGUCUGUGCGCCCUCUUCUGGACGAUGAGGAGUACAAAAAGAUGGAGGAACUCGCUUCAGAUUUUGAGAACACAUUGGCUCCCAAACUCCAGUGGUAUUUGAAGUUGAAGUCAUUGUGGGCGACCAAUUAUGUCAGCGAUUGGUGGGAGGAGUAUAUCUAUCUUAGAAGCCGUAACCCGAUUAUGGUCAAUAGCAACUAUUAUGCAAUGGACUUCCUUUAUCUUUUCCCCACACGUCAUCAGGCAGCGAGGGCUGGUAACGCCAUCCAUGCCAUCAUGCUCUAUCGGCGGAAGCUGGACCGAGCUCAGAUUAAACCUCUUUUGGUACAAAACACUAUUCCCAUGUGCUCAGCACAGUAUGAAUGCAUGUUCAACACCAGUCGCAUCCCAGGCAUAGAGACAGACACCCUCCAGCAUGUGUCAGACAGCAGGCAUAUUGUGGUAUACCACAAAGGGCGUUAUUUUAAGGUGAGCAUGUUUUACGAUGGACGUCUGCUCCUACCACGAGAGAUAGAACAACAGAUCGAGAGGAUCCUUGCUGACACUUCAGAGCCUCAGCCUGGAGAGGAGAAACUGGCUGCCCUAACUGCUGGAAACAGGGUGCCUUGGGCAUGUGCCCGUGAUGCCUACCUUAGACAGGGGAAGAACAGGCAAAGUCUCGAUGCUGUGGAGAAGGCGGCUUUCUUUGUCACACUGGACGACACAGAGCAGCGUCACGAUCCAGAAAACUCGGUUGAGUCUCUGCACAGGUUUGGUAAAUCCCUGCUGCAUGGCAAGUGCUAUGACAGGUGGUUUGAUAAGUCGUUCAACUUGAUCGUAUACAUGAAUGGAACAAUUGGCCUGAACGCAGAGCACAGCUGGGCUGAUGCCCCAAUCAUAGGCCACCUCUGGGAGCACGUGCUGUCAACUGAUGCCAUCAAGCUGGGUUACACAGAUGAUGGCCACUGUAAAGGACAGCCUCACCGCAACCUCCCUGGACCUCAAAGACUACAGUGGAACAUCCCUCCUGAGUGCCAAACCAUGAUCGCCAACUCCCUGUCCGAGGCUCAGGCCUUGGCUGAUGAUGUGGACAUGGUCAUUAUCCCUUUCCAAGAGUUUGGUAAAGGGAUGAUCAAGAAGUGCAAGACCAGCCCGGAUGCCUUCAUCCAGAUUGCCUUGCAACUCGCCCAUUUCAGGGACAAAGGGAAGUUCUGCUUGACCUAUGAGGCAUCCAUGACCCGACUUUACAGAGAGGGAAGGACUGAGACAGUGCGAUCGUGCACCAUUGAGACCUGUGCCUUUGUCAAAGCCAUGGUCAACAAUGAGACGAGAGAAAGGAAAGUGAGUUUGCUGAAGCAGGCAGCAGGGAAGCACCAACAGAUGUACCGAAUGGCUAUGACUGGGAAAGGCAUCGACCGCCAUCUCUUCUGCCUCUAUGUCGUGUCUCAGUAUUUGCAGCAGGAGUCUCCCUUCCUCAAAAAGGUGCUGUCUGAGCCGUGGCGGUUGUCCACCAGUCAGACGCCUGUGCAGCAACCGGAGCUGUUUGAUCUGGUGAAGCAUCCUGAGAAUGUUUCCAGCGGUGGUGGUUUUGGCCCGGUGGCUGAUGAUGGUUAUGGAGUCGCUUAUAUUAUCGUCGGAGAGGGCCUCAUUAACUUCCAUAUCUCCUGCAAGUUCUCCAGCCCAGAAACGGAUGCUCGACGCUUUGGCAGGAACAUCAGACAGGCGAUGCUCGACAUGCUGGAACUGUUCCAGCUGGAACAGAGGGCGCUGAAGUGAUAAGGCGAUGUGUCACUUACCUAAUGAAUUAUGUGUUCUUCCUGUGUUGUUCAAAAAAUUUGGCAUAUGCUUUUGACUUCUAAGUGGAGAGAUUUAAAAUUGUUGAUUGAUGUGAAUAAGAUGUGUGGUUUAAAAAAAGAGAAUAAGCAGACUAAGUGGGUGAGUGUGUGUUGGUUCAGUAGCAUUAAAAUUCAGCCAUGUCAUUAAUAAGCAUUGGAAACUGAACAGCUGAAGUCAGACAAUAUAAAGACCAAGCAGUAGCCAUUUCAAAUAAAACAAAUUAAUUGAUGCAUUAAGAGUAAUUUAAGAAUUUAGGAAGGGAAUGAGCUCAUGCUUAACACUCUCACAUUCAGCUUGGAAAGGUGUACUGAGCUCUGAAACCACACCGUCGAACAGUCUGCUGACAUUUCAACUUGCAUUUCGGUGGACAAACUAACCAGCUAAGCAUAGGUCAGUGAGGAAGCAGUUCUUUUUACCUUGGCUAACCCCUCACUGUGGUUAAUGGCAUCAUUGUGGUAAAGCUUACUCAAAGUGAUUUCAGUGGAAUUGGACGUUGUUGGCUCUCCAGCUGACCGUUUUCUUGCACACAUCUUACAUUACUGAGUCAUGCUGAAGCAUGUAUUAUUGUAAUAUAUUAAAUAUUAUACAGUUGUGAGCAUUACAUAUUUGGACUAAAGGAACUGGAGUUGAAGUAGGCUUGAAUUAAUUUUUGGUUUAUUGUUUACAAAAACAAACAAACAGGAAGUGGUGUCAGUCUCAUGACUUGCCUCAAUAUGAAAGGGUCCUAGAACAUACCUGUUAAGAUUCACUUAUUUUUAUGUUAGAGUUAAUUGUUUCAGUUUGCUUUGUUAAUGUACAUUUAUUUUUAUUAUAUUAUGUCUUUUUGGUAAAAUAAUUGUAGAUUUUGAAAAGAUCUAAAUCAGUUAUUUGUGGUUUUGUUUGUUUGUUUUUAUGUAGUUUAAUGCUUGAAUUUAACAAAUGUCACAAACUAAGAACGACCAGAAUGCUCAUCUGCUAAAGUAUAUAAAAAUAUGAAGUGUCCCUUAUUAUAAAAUAAAAGGCAAAAUA
Molecule: messenger RNA, 3620 nt
Organism: Neoarius graeffei (lesser salmon catfish)
Lineage: Eukaryota; Metazoa; Chordata; Actinopteri; Siluriformes; Ariidae
Gene: cpt1aa
Product: carnitine palmitoyltransferase 1Aa (liver)
Exons: 19
Coding region: 231-2552 (773 amino acids)
Biological process (GO): carnitine metabolic process; fatty acid metabolic process
Cellular component (GO): mitochondrion
Molecular function (GO): carnitine O-palmitoyltransferase activity
Source: RefSeq, a predicted model, not a curated record